Danio rerio (zebrafish) is the source of this 1957-nucleotide messenger RNA. NCBI's taxonomy places the organism in Eukaryota, Metazoa, Chordata, Actinopteri, Cypriniformes, Danionidae. The record is from RefSeq and is a predicted model, not a curated record.
GACUUGUGUCACGUAACUGACGCAGACGCCAGAGGAGCGGAGUGCAGGUGACAGCAGCUGUUGUUGUGCGGUGAUGAUGUAAUGCUGCUCCGGAUGGCGGUGUGCGCCAGGCUCUGUGGAGUGGGGCAGUCCCGGAGGUGCAGGCGGCGGCAGCGGCACAGCCAGGCGGACCAGGACAGCGACUCCGACAUGGAGAUGGAGGAGGGGGAGGAAGAAGAGAGGGUGGUGGGCAAAGCGAAAGAUGAGCCUGACGGCAGCGGUAUCGGCGGCGGCUGUCAUAGCAGCUGCGGCGCAGGGCCUAGUGGAGCCGGUUCCGGAGCCUCGGCCUCGGGCUCCGCAGGGCCGCCACACCCGCAGUCUCUGCUGGAUCUGCCGCCCGAGCUGCUCGUGGAGAUCUUUGCGUCUCUGCCCGGCAUCGCGCUGCCCAACCUGGCGCUGGUGUGCAAGAAAUUCAGGCAGAUCCUGAACACGGAAACCAUCUGGAGGAGGAGAUGCACUGAGGAAUUUGGUAUGAGAGAUGACCUGAGGAAGAUGGAGAUUGUGGGAAUAUCGAGCCGAGAUUUGUAUGUGAAACGUGUGAACCCACAGGUGAAGUCAGGACGCUUUAUGAAGCUCCUCCCUGAUUAUGAGCAUAUGGACUAUCGGGACGUGUACACACACUUGUUGCAUCCUUAUCGGCAUAUUCUGGGUCUCUGGCAGCCUGAUAUCGGGCCCUAUGGAGGACUGCUGAAUGUGGUGGUUGAUGGGCUGUUCAUCAUUGGCUGGAUGUAUUUACCGCCCCACGACCCUCGUGUGGAGGACCCUAUGCGCAGACGGCCUCUUUUCCGCAUACACAUGUGGGAGAAAAACAAAGCCACAGUAGAAUGUAUGUACGGACACAAAGGGCCUCAUAAAGGAGACAUUCAGACUGUGAAGAAAGAUGAAUUUUCCACCAAGUGCAACCAGACCGAUCACCAUCGAAUGCCUGGAGGAAGGCAAGAGGAGUUCAGAACGUGGUUGGAGGAGGAAUGGGGACGAACGCUGGAGGACAUUUUCCACGAGCACAUGCAGGAGUUGAUCCUCAUGAAGUUCAUUUACACCAGCCAAUACGAUAAUUGCCUGACAUACCGGCGGAUAUAUCUGCCUCCGUGCCUCCCUUCAGACCUCCUGCAGCCAGGCCUCUUCAAAGGGACAUAUGGCAGCCAUGGCCUGGAGAUCAUCAUGCUGAGCUUCCACGGCUCCAAGGCCAAAGCCACCAAACUCACCGGUGAUCCGAAUGUCCCGGCAGGUCAGCUGACGUUGGAAAUUGACCUGCAGCGUCCCGUGCGUCUGCCAGAUCUGGAACAGCAACGCAGUAUGGAGGAGCUCUCUCGCCUGGUGCUGGGAGUGCACGAGGAAGUACAGAGAGCCUCACAAAGUCAGGGCGUCCAAGCGGAGGCAGCAGAGUCCGAAGUAGAGGCCUCAGAUUCAGCGCCCCCUGCUGGAGCGGAGGACGAGGAGCCUGCAGCUGCUGCCGCUCCUAAAACUCAGGCUUUCGUGCUGCCGCUGGGGGUCAUGGCGAGAAAUGAAGUUUACCCUCGAACAUGCAAGAUGUGUUUUUACGGAACUGGCCUGAUCGCAGGUCACGGCUUCACAAGUCCAGAGAGAACGCCGGGUCUGUUCAUCCUGUUUGAUGACGAUCGAUUCGGCUUCAUCUGGCUGGAGCUCAAGUCCUUCAGUCUCUACAGCAGGCUUACCGAUCAGCUGACCCAUGCUCAGGCUCCAAGCAUGCAGCGCUUCGAGAACAUGCUCCGCAACAUGCAGUCCUGGACGUCCUGAUAGAUCACACACACGUUACACGCUCGCACUUCUGCUCCCAUUCGCAAAUGGUGUACACUACCGGUCGGAAGUUAAAGAUCAGUAUGAUUUUUUUAAGUGUUUAAAAAAUUGUGCUUAAAAAGGCUGGAUUUAUUUAAUUUAAAAUAUAAAAUACAAAAAA